Messenger RNA from Notolabrus celidotus (New Zealand spotty), 1499 nucleotides. RefSeq names its product potassium inwardly rectifying channel subfamily J member 16 (gene kcnj16a). Gene Ontology annotation, biological process: potassium ion import across plasma membrane; regulation of monoatomic ion transmembrane transport. Lineage: Eukaryota; Metazoa; Chordata; Actinopteri; Labriformes; Labridae. The transcript has 2 exons. Bases 98 to 1381 code for a protein of 427 amino acids. Gene Ontology annotation, cellular component: plasma membrane. Gene Ontology annotation, molecular function: inward rectifier potassium channel activity. The record is from RefSeq and is a predicted model, not a curated record.
GCUGUGCUACUGUACAACCCUGAGAGCUUCCACACACAGGUACACACACUCCUGCGCCCGGCUGGCUCAGCUUUAUUUCACCUGAAGACUCUCAAAGAUGCAUAAACAGUACACCUCAGUCAAGCCCACUGAAGACAUCAAUGUAAAGACGGACAACGGACCUCAACCGAAGAAGCAUCGGUAUGUUCGGAAAGAGGGAACCUGUAACGUCGUGUUCCGACACGUCCCCGAGGAGUGGCUCCUGUUCGUGACCGACAUCUUCACCACGUUGGUGGAGAUCAGAUGGAGGGUGAUGUUCCUCAUCUUUGCCUUGUCUUACAUCCUAUCCUGGCUUUUCUUCGGGAUCCAAUACUGGGUCAUCGCUCUCGCUCACGGAGACCUCCAGAACCACACGAACGAUCCGUGCAUGUACGAAGUGCGCAGCUUCACGGCCGCGUUCCUCUUCUCCCUGGAGACCCAAACCACCAUCGGGUACGGCUUCAGAGGGAUGUCCGAGAACUGCAUGAUCGCAAUCAUCAUCGUCACGAUACAAGACGUCAUCAGCUGCUUCAUCGACACGUUCGUGAUUGGGAUUGUCGUCGCCAAGAUGGCCUCGGCUAGGAAGCGAGCGCAGACGGUGGGCUUCAGUAACUCUGCGGUCAUUAACCUACGUGACGGCUUCUUGUGUCUUUCCUGGAGAGUCGGCGACUUCCGCCGGCAUCACCUCGUUGAAGGAACUGCUCUCGCUCAGAUUGUGCGCUCCACGGUGCACGCGACGGGGAAAGUGGACGUGACCUACGAAGACCUGCUGAUCCAGCAGAAGGACAUCAUCCUGGCAACGCCUACCACCAUCUCCCACAGGAUCGCACCCGGCAGCCCGCUGUACAGCAUGAGUCUGGCAGAUCUACGGCGAGCAGACUUUGAGCUGGUGGUGUCUUUUACCUACACGGACGACUCCACAGGGAUGCUGCAUCAGUCCCGAACCUCGUACACCCCUGCUGAGAUCCUCUGGGGUCAGCUGUUCCAGGAGAUGAUCCGCGUCAGCAGGAGGAACUACAGGGUGGAUUACACUUUGUUCAAUCACACCGCCAAGGUUCUGGUGCCCGAGGUCAGCGCUGAGGAGUACGAACUCAAGAAGCAGCUGAGGCCUUCUCCUCGACACUCCCCCCGGCAUUCCCCGCGCCCCUCUCCUCGGCUCUCCCCUCGCCUUUCACCGAGGUCCUCCCCGCGCCCCGCGAGGGCGCUGCAGCACAAUCACGAAGAAAAGCUUCUGAAGCCUCCGACGGUGACUGUGGAAAUGGUGAAUGACAGUCGCCCUGAAGCAACUGUUUCACCUCAAGCGGACAGCCAACAUUCGAACACUUUGACUCUGCCGAAUGACCUCACGAGUUCAGAGAAGUGAAAGAGGAGACACUGAGCUCCACUUCUUUAAUAAGAACACUGCUAAAGAGCAUUCUGAUGAUGCCAGUGUGAAAAUGUCAAAACUUCAUACUCUGUUUUUAUGCUACAUGUCAAGUCAA